CACUCCCCUUCAAUCUUUCUCUCUCUUUUCUCUCUCUCUCUCUCUCUCUCUCUCUCCACCCCCACAUUUCCAUUGUAGCAGUCCCCCACAAGAUCAAGAGAAGAAGCUCACCAACCAGCUCCAUCACAAACCCUAGCAAAGAGAAGGAAAAAAAAAAGAAGCAAGAGAGAUCCCUUCUGGGAUCUCAACACACAGGAACCCCAAAAAAUGGCUGGUUUUGUGGGCGUUUUGGUCUCAGAUCCUUGGCUCCAGAACCAGUUCACCCAAGUAGAGCUCCGCUCCCUCAAAUCCAAGUUUACGUCGAUGAAAGAUCACGGUAGUAGCAAAGCCGACGGCGGUCUGAAGCUCCGCGACCUUGCGUCUGCGAUGUCCGGAUUGAAGAUCGUCGGCGACGGCCUCACGGAGGACGAGAGGGAUUGUUUUAUCAGAGAGUCUCACUCCAAUCUCGACGACGCCGUCGAUUUCGAGCUCUUCCUGCGGGUUUAUUUGAAGAUGCAGGGCCGGAUCGGCGCGAAGAGCUCGUCGUCGGCCUUCCUCAAGGCCGCGACGACGACUCUGCUCCACACCAUCAGUGAGUCGGAAAAGGCCUCUUAUGUAAACCAUAUCAAUAACUAUCUCGGCGAAGAUGCGUUUCUUAAGAAGUAUCUUCCUAUCGAUCCCAUGACCAAUGAUCUCUUCGAGAUCUCAAAGGAUGGUGUCCUUCUAUGUAAACUCAUCAAUGUGGCUGUUCCGGGGACCAUCGACGAGCGGGCGAUCAACACAAAGAGAGUGCUGAACCCAUGGGAGAAGAACGAGAACCAUACGCUGUGCCUUAACUCAGCUAAGGCGAUCGGGUGUACGCUGGUCAAUAUCGGCACACAAGAUCUAGCUGAAGGGAGGCCUCAUCUUGUCCUUGGGUUGAUAUCUCAAAUUAUUAAGAUACAACUUUUGGCAGAUGUUAACCUGAAGAAAACGCCUCAAUUAGUUGAAUUGGUUGGUGAUAGCAAGGAUGUUGAGGAGUUGCUGAGCUUAUCUCCCGAAAAGAUUUUACUCAGGUGGAUGAACUUUCAACUGAAGAAAGGUGGCUUGCGGAGGCUCGUAACGAAUUUCUCAUCAGAUGUGAAGGAUUCAGAGGCUUAUUCUUGUCUGCUCAAUGUUCUGGCACCUGAACAUGCUAGUAAACCAUCUCCCAUGGAUGUGAAAGAUCUUCUUGCAAGGGCAAAGUUAGUUCUUGAACAUGCAGAUAGGAUGGGCUGCAAAAGAUAUCUGACCCCAAGAGAUAUUGUUGACGGCUUGCCAAAUCUCAAUCUUGCCUUUGUUGCUCAUAUAUUUCAGAAAAGGAAUGGAUUAUCAGCGCAAAUGAAACAAGUAUCUUUUCUGGAAACAUCACUUGACGAUGCACAAGUUUCAAGGGAUGAAAGAGCCUUUCGACUAUGGCUCAACAGUCUUGGAAUUUCAACCUAUAUUAACAAUGUAUUUGAAGAUCUUAGAAAUGGAUGGAUUCUCCUAGAGGCUAUCGAUAAGGUAGCUCCUGGAAUAGUUAACUGGAAGAUCGCGAAUAAACCCCCAAUCAAGAUGCCAUUUAGAAAAGUGGAAAACUGUAACCAAGUUGUGAAAAUUGGGAAACAGCUGAAGUUUUCCUUGGUUAAUGUUGCCGGGAAUGAUAUUGUGCAAGGAAAUAAGAAACUAAUCCUGGCUUUUCUGUGGCAACUGAUGCGGUAUAAUAUCCUGCAACUUCUUAAAAACCUGAGAUUUCAUUCCCAUGAGAAAGAGAUAACGGACGCAGACAUAUUGAGCUGGGCCAACAGUAAAGUAAAGAGCUCUGGAAAGCACUCUCGAAUGGACAGUUUUAAGGAUAGAAGCCUCUCUAGUGGGAUUUUUUUUCUCGAUUUGCUCAGUGCUGUGGAGCCUCGAGUUGUGAACUGUAGCCUUGUAACUAAAGGAGAGAAAGAUGAAGAGAAAAAGAUGAACGCUUCUUAUAUUAUCUCAGUAGCAAGGAAGCUUGGUUGCUCCAUAUUUUUGCUUCCGGAAGACAUUUUGGAGGUGAACCAAAAGAUGAUACUUACGCUAACAGCAACCAUCAUGUACUGGCACUUGAAAAGGCCGACAAAUGAAGAAAGAUUUGUGGCGUCUGAUGGCGAAAAUGGGAGCUCAUCUGAAACAAUCUCGAAUUCGACGUUAGAUGACUCCGCAUCCGAGUCGUCUACAGAUGACGGCGGAAGCAGAUGAAGUGAUGACUGCAAUCUGACCCAUAUUUUUGUUGCUUGUUUCAGUUUGACUCAUUUGUUGGAAGUUCAAAAUAGUGUAAGCAAUGUACUGUAAUGGACUUUGACAUGCUGUGGAUUGUUUCGCGUGCACUGAUCAGAUGAAAACCCUAAUGCUUUUAUGAAUGUAAAUACCGACAUAAAGAUGCCCUGUAAUUCUUUGUGGUUCUCAACUUCCAUAUUUUGGUUCUGACGGAAUA
Molecule: messenger RNA, 2443 nt
Organism: Ananas comosus (pineapple)
Lineage: Eukaryota; Viridiplantae; Streptophyta; Magnoliopsida; Poales; Bromeliaceae
Product: fimbrin-2-like
Exons: 14
Coding region: 208-2208 (666 amino acids)
Biological process (GO): actin filament network formation; actin filament bundle assembly
Cellular component (GO): actin filament; cytoplasm; actin filament bundle
Molecular function (GO): actin filament binding
Source: RefSeq, a predicted model, not a curated record